CGAGAGCCGCUAGCCGCUUGUAAGCCGGUAGCCGGUAGCCCCAUCACCCCUAAGGAAACAUCCGGUUCAAAUCGGAACGCCGUCGCUUUGAAAACCUGUCAGCUCCUACUUAAACCCGUUCAACUCUUACUCCUCUGUCUCUCUCUCCAACUUCUCUUAGCAUUCAAGUUCCUGAUUUGGGGACUGUGAGAAUUAGGGCUUCCAUUAUUUUAAGGUUUAAAGUUUCUUAACUUGUUAUGUCAAGGUUUUGAGGAGCUAUGCUCAUUUAUCCUGAUUUUGCCUAACAAGGAUGCCAGGCAUACCUUUAGUGGCUCGUGAAACCACGAAUUCUCUUUGCAAUUGCAGUUGUUCUAGAGGGCCAGAUCAGAUGUGUCGCCAAGAUUCUCGUCUGAAUUUGUCUGCUGAGGAGGAAAUUGCAGCUGAAGAAAGCCUUUCAAUUUAUUGCAAACCUGUAGAACUAUACAACAUCCUUCAGCGACGUGCAAUUAUAGAUCCUUCAUUUCUUCAGAGAUGCUUACGAUACAAAGUACAAGCAAAGCAUAAAAGAAGGAUACAAAUGACAGUCUCGCUGCCAGCUACUGUAAAUGAUGGUUUUCAAAUUCAAAGCCUGUUUCCUUUGUGCAUAAUGUUAGGAAAACCUGCUUCUAGUGCCGAAUUCACUGAGGGUUGUGCUUCUUAUAAUUUCAAUCGGUCCUGCAUAUUGACCUCUUUUCAUGGAGAUGAAGGAGUAAAUCAUGCUCAAGCAAAUUUUAUUCUCCCUGAGAUCAAUAAGCUAUCAGCAGAGAUAAAAUCUGGCUCUCUUGCUAUCUUGUUCAUCAGCCGUGUGGAGUUCACUAGAGAUCGCAUGGAUGUUUCCUCAUUUUCAUCAAAUGCUGGAGGGCACUGCUUGUUGGGCAAGAUACCAAUGGAGUUAAUUCACUUGUCCUGGGAGAAGUCUCCAAACUUGAGUUUAGGCGAGAGAGCUGAGAUGCUAUCUACUGUUGACAUGCACCCUUGUUUUAUGACGGUUCCCCUUUGCUGCCUCCAAGGUGAGAACAUGUUUAAUCCUUUGUCAAGCUGUUUGGAAGAGGAUAGAUGUGUUUCAUUUCAGACAGCCCAUUCUUCUGGAACUCUGGCUUCAUCGCAGCAAUUGCAAGUCAUAGUCACUGCAGAAGAAGUUGGAGCGAAGGAUAGAUCUCCUUAUGAUUCUUACUCCUAUAAUGAUAUCCCCUCCUCGUCAUUGCCGCAUAUUGUAAGGUUAAGGACUGGAAAUGUAGUUUUCAACUACAGGUACUAUAACAAUAAGUUGCAAAGGACUGAAGUUACUGAAGACUUCUCCUGUCCUUUUUGCUUGGUCAAAUGUGCUAGCUUUAAGGGCUUGAGGUAUCAUUUAUCCACAUCGCACGAUCUCUUCAACUUUGAAUUCUGGGUGACUGAAGAAUAUCAAGCUGUAAAUGUGUCAGUGAAGACAGACAUUUGGAGAUCCGAGAUUGUUGCAGAUGGUGUUGAUCCCAAGCAGCAAACGUUUUUCUUUUGUUCAAAGCCAUUGAGACGCCGAAAAAGAAAGAGCCUAGUUCAAAAUGCGAAGCAUGUACAUCCGCUUGUCUUGGAUUCAAGCUUACCUGCAUCUUUUGACGAACUUCUUGAUAAGACUGAUGAAGGUGUUGCAGAAUUUGUAGAACAUGAUGCAUCUAGUCCAAAUAUCCCAGGGUUAUCCUCAGCUGGAAAUUCAUAUGCAGAUCCUGAAUGUCUUCCUUCAGUGCCUGGAAGUAACAUUGCACCUCCAACUGUGCUGCAAUUUGCAAAAACAAGGAAGUUAUCAGUUGAACGCUCGGAUCCCAGGAACCGUUUGCUGUUGCAGAAGAGGCAGUUCUUUCAUUCACACAGAGCUCAGCCAAUGGCAUUGGAGCAAGUCUUAUCUGAUCGGGACAGUGAGGAUGAAGUUGAUGAUGAUGUAGCAGAUUUGGAAGAUCGAAGGAUGCUAGAUGACUUUGUGGAUGUUACGAAAGAUGAAAAGCAAAUGAUGCAUCUCUGGAACUCUUUUGUUCGAAAACAAAGGGUGCUGGCAGAUGGUCAUGUUCCCUGGGCUUGUGAGGCGUUUUCAAGGUUGCAUGCACAGAAUCUUGUCCAGGCACCUGCAUUGCUUUGGUGUUGGAGACUGUUCAUGAUAAAGUUAUGGAACCAUGGUCUGCUUGAUGCGCGUACUAUGAACAAUUGUAAUAUAAUUCUUGAACAAUGCCAAAACAAAGACAAUGACCCUAUGACAAGCAGUAAAGGUGGUGAUUAGUUUUUCAUCACUGGGCGUGAUGAGUUGUUCUCUACUGGAAGAUCCAUGGAAUGAUGUGAGCUGGUUCGAGAGGUGAAAGCGAUUGUUGCCCAUUGUAAACGUCCAUGGAUGUAGAUCUUGCCAACGUAACAUAUACAUUCAUCUGGCUCUCUAUACAUCCCCCCUUCUCUCUACACCUUUUUAUUCUUUUGGCAACUCUAGGAGGCUUCAUUACCUUUUUCUGAAAUCAGCAGUGUAAAACAGUUUUGGACCCAAGUUUAUUGGUGAACAUUAAGAACUUAUUCAUGUGUCAAUUCUUCAAGUUAAGAGGACAAGCUCUUCUUUUUCAA
This is a messenger RNA of Coffea eugenioides, 2595 nucleotides long. RefSeq names its product polycomb group protein EMBRYONIC FLOWER 2. Gene Ontology annotation, molecular function: chromatin DNA binding. Gene Ontology annotation, cellular component: nucleus. The coding region runs from base 290 to 2266 and encodes 658 amino acids. NCBI's taxonomy places the organism in Eukaryota, Viridiplantae, Streptophyta, Magnoliopsida, Gentianales, Rubiaceae. The transcript has 23 exons. The record is from RefSeq and is a predicted model, not a curated record.